GCGGACUUCACAGUGGGAUGCUGAACUCUUGUCGAGUCGACACAUGAACCUGUCUUCAAGGUCCGUGGAGCCUAAAUGGUGAAAAAAAGUGAACUGGUAAGUUACUUUUUUGUUUAUUUCUGACCUCAUCAGUAUUACAAUCAUCCUAUGAAAUAAUUAUUGAUACAGAGGCAUCAGGGGGUGUCUGGGUAGGGUGCAAAAAUAAUUUGAUAUUACAUUUUUCUAGGAGAAAAAACAAACUUGUUGCAUAAAUGUAGUUGUAACAGCAUUCAUAACUCGCUCUUUCUUUGUCAUUACAUUUUUCCUCAGGUAUGUGAUCACAAAAACAGCCUUUUUUCUUUUUUUUUAUUGUUGUUGAAUGAGGUGGACCUGUAAACUUUGUACUUUUUUCUGUGGAAAUCGCAAGCGAAUCUUUGAACAUUACGAAAGUAGCCAUAGACAUUACGGUGCAAACUGUCCACUACCCUGCAUAUACACAGACUGUGCACAAUAUUUUAGAUCUAAAAAAUCCCUGCAGAUCCAUUUGCGAGAUCAUGGGAUCAUAGAAAGUGGUUCUACUGGACUUGUUGGCUUCAAAUUAAAAUGCUCAUUAUGUGACUUUAAUGAGCAGGUUGGCCUAAAGCAAUAUAUUACUCAUCUUGGUAAACAUCUGAGGAAUAAGGAAUCAGUUAUCUGUCCUUUUAAUCAGUGUCCUUUCAAAUCAAGCAAAUUCUCUAGUUUUUCUUCACAUAAAUGCCGUUGUCACCCACAUUGUACUUUAAAAGACUUUAAGACUGAACUUAUUGUACAAGAAAGUGUAACUGAUGACUUGACAGAAAGUGAAAUAGCUGUUGAAUUGCAAUCAAAUGUUGGUGACAGUGAUAUUCCUGUGUCACUUGAGGAUUAUUCUGACAUUGAAACAGCACACCAUGACACAGCUGAAAAAAUUCAGGGAAGGCUUGGGUCUUUACUUUUGCGAAUGCAAGCAGUCUUGCAUGUUUCCAAACUAGCCACUCAGGAAAUAGUCAGUGAAUUUUAUGAAAUUGGUGUUUUGAUUGGUCACCUAAACGAGCAUACAGUAAAAAAUGUACUUGGAAAGCACUGCUGUAAUACGGAUGAAAACUCAAUAACUUUAGUAACAGAAGCUUUACACAGCCUCAGUCCACUUGACUCCAUUUCAGAAAGUGGGUGUCUGGGGUCAGACCAAAAAAGGUUGUGCUACUUCAAAGAGAAAUUUGGUGUCAUAGACCCAAUUGAAUAUGUUUUAGAUUUGCCAUCAAAGAAAACAUUUGUUUAUGUCCCAGUCCUAAAAACUCUUCAAGUAUUGUUAAAUAGGGGUGAUAUUAUUGACAAAAUUUUAGAAGAAGCAAGUACAGGAUCAAAACCUGGACAUUAUAAGGCCUCGUUUGACGGAUCAUAUUUCAAAGAGAACCCACUUCUUUCUGGGGAAAAUCAAUGCAUUUCCUUAGCUCUCUAUAUUGAUGAUUUUGAGGUCUGUAACCCUUUAGGAACCUCACGGAAAAAGCAUAAGCUGUGUGCAAUAUACUGGGUUAUAGCAAAUUUACCUGUUAAAUACAGAUCGUCAUUGUCUAGCAUAUACCUUGCUCUCUUAUGCAGAAGUGUUGAUGCCAAGACAUUUGGAUAUGAGAACAUUGUAGAACCACUUUUAAGAGAUAUCAAACUGCUUGAAAACCAGGGGAUUUACAUCAGUAGGUUGGGAACCAGUGUUAGGGGUACAGUGUUAUAUGUGUCAUCUGAUAAUUUGGGAGCACAUUCUUUUGCUGGUUUUCAGGAGUCCUUUAACGUUGAUAAGUUCUGUCGUUUUUGUUUGGCCAGUCGUAGUGAUAUUCAGAGUUGUUCAGUACAGAGUGGGUCAUUUUUACUGAGAACCAAAGAGUCACAUAAUGAAAAUCUUUACAUGCUGAGGGAGAAUGAGAAAUUGAAAAGUAUUGACGGAGUGAAAAGAGACUGUACACCAACUUAUGUUGGCAUACUACCUGGAUGUGCCUAA
Molecule: messenger RNA, 1990 nt
Organism: Notolabrus celidotus (New Zealand spotty)
Lineage: Eukaryota; Metazoa; Chordata; Actinopteri; Labriformes; Labridae
Exons: 3
Coding region: 359-1990 (543 amino acids)
Source: RefSeq, a predicted model, not a curated record